This is a messenger RNA of Vigna umbellata (rice bean), 601 nucleotides long. It is a transcript of the gene GASA1, whose product is annotated as GAST1 protein homolog 1. Lineage: Eukaryota; Viridiplantae; Streptophyta; Magnoliopsida; Fabales; Fabaceae. The record is from RefSeq and is a predicted model, not a curated record.
UUCAACUAUAAAUAAAGGGUCCAAUUUCACAUGCCAUGCACUUUUCAUUUUCAAGUAAAACACCUCUUCCAAUCUAACCAUGCCUCUCUCCAAGCUUCUACUCGCAUCCCUUCUGCUAUCCUUUCUCCUCUUCCAUCUGCUUCAAGCUGAUCAAACGGUGCAGGCACAGACCCAGGGUUCUCUCGUUCAGCAGAUAGAUUGUAACGCUGCAUGUGGUGCGAGGUGCCGUUUAGCAUCUCGUCAGCGCAUGUGUCACAGAGCUUGUGGAACCUGCUGCAGACGCUGCAACUGCGUACCACCGGGAACUGCCGGUAACCAGGAAGUGUGUCCCUGCUAUGCCAGUCUCACCACCCACGGUGGCAGACGCAAGUGCCCUUAGAGAUUUCCAUCAGUGUGAAGCCAUGCCAUGCAAGUUACUAUUUAUACAUAUAUAACAUACACAAUAUAUGUUCUUGUUUUGGUGAGUUGCGUGCAGAAAUAAACCCUUCGUAUUUAACGCAUGUUCGAUCGUUGCGUUGCCACAGUUUGUGAGUGUUGUGCCUUUUCUGUAUCUGCUGUUGUAUUGUAUCUUCCAACUUAUAUAAAGAAGAGCUUUCUGUUA